AUGAUGAAUAGGCGUGGCAUACAGCAGCAGAAUGCCGCCACCGCCUCAUCCUCUGAUGCAGCCACAACUCCAACAACUAGCGCAUUAUUAAAUGAGAGUAGACAAUUGUUGUUGAAGCAGCAAUUAAAAUUACAAUUAAAUUUAAAUGUUAGUGAAAUGAUGGAUAAUUUAAGACGUAGCGUUGAUAAUGAUUACAACAACAGUAAACAAAUGCAAUCGCAACAAUAUGAUGGUGAUCUGAAUUGGAAUCGGAAUCUGAGUUUAACUCGUGUCCAAGAAGUAGAGGAGCAGCAGCAGCAACACGAAAUGACCGUGUCUAGACGUAGGGGUAAUCAUCUGGUGGCUGCCACUGACACAGAGGUGAUGAUGGUGACAACCAGCAAAGCCAGCUAUAAUGCCACAGCCAACAAUGCCAAAGCCUGCAAUGCCCGUGCCGCAACAGCAGCAGCAGUGACAUUAGCGACAACAUCAUUUACAUCAGCCGGUGUAACAGUUACCACCACUCUCAUGACCUCAACGUCAUUGUCGUUAUCAUCAUCAGCCGCCGCCGCUGGAUCAACAACAACAUCAGUAGCAGCAGCAGCAACAACAACAACGUAUACAUCAUUAACACAAAAACAACCAUUGAAUACGGCAUUAGCUAAAUUUAAUCGAAUUAUUGACAAUACAGUGCCGGUAAUAAAUAAUUAUCAACAGCAGCAGCCGCCAACACCAUUCCAGGAUGCUGCUGGCGACUGCAAUACAAAAUCACAACAACAUGCCCCACAUGAACAACAUAGCGUAGGGAUGCCCAUAUUAAGUGAUAGUUUAAAACGUAGAUUGGCCUCACAUCAUUACACCGACCUCGUUGUAAAUAAUUCAAAAAUUAAUUUCUCAUACGAUAGAAGAACCAAUGUGGUAACAAACACCACCACAAUAACAACAACAACCACUACAACUACUACAUCCCAACCAACACCACCACCACACUCAUUAUCUCUUAGUAGAAUGACAAGAACCACAGAUGCAUCUUCCUUGAUAUCUUUGGAGAGCAUCGCCACCACCACAAUGCCCAAAAAAGUAUCAAUGGAAGAUGGCGAACAAGUAGAAGAAGAACAAGAUUCCGCUGAAGAUGGUGAUGGUGCCAGACGUAGUGAUUGGAAACGAAAUGAUGUUCAUUAUUUGUUGAAACAAUUAAAUAGUUUUAGUGAUAUUGAAGAAAUAGAAAUUGUUGAUAUGAAGCAAAAACAGCGUCAGCAACAACAACAACAAAAGCUUAUUAUUAGAGAACAACAACAACAAGAGCACCAUCAUCUGCCAAAUGCUGCUGCCUCAUCCUCCUCCUCGUCCUCCCAUCUAAUGAUGGAGGCAAAAAAUUUAACUGUGGCCUUGCCACCCACACCACCUGAACAAUGUUAUAAUAAUGUUACUAAUGCUUCCUCAGAUAUAAUAGCCCAAUUGGAUAGUCGUGACAGCCAUUACACAAGCUGUAGUGUUCCCUUAACCUCCACCACCACCUCCUCUUCUGCCUUUGCCAAUACCCAUCCCCCUGUUUCCAGUUUACCUCAAUACAUUUCUAGCUAUUCGGCACAUAUUUCAGAGCUUACCCAACACUCCUCGUCAACGGAAAGAGUAGCAGACUAUGAUUCUGAACAGCAGCAGCAGCAACGGCAGAAUGAUGACAUCUAUGUUGUUGCAGCACCCACACCCGUGGAAAGCAAGCAACAUUCAUCAUCACCCGCACCCUCACCUUUAGUAGAUUCACCCACAGCCACAUCACUUGUGAUAUAUUCACCAUCGUCACAAUCGCACAAAGGUAUAAGGCGUUACGCCUCCCUAAAUCAUCAGCAGCAGCAACAGCAACUGGAUGAUGAGGAUGCGGAUAGCCAAAUGCAUCGUCAUCAGUACCAUUCCUGUGAUCCGCUGGCCUUACAACAAUUUGUGGAUGAUUAUAUAUUUCAAUCCUGCCAUUAUUUGGAAACAAAUAAUUUUGCCGCCAACUAUUGCACUGCCAUGGUCGAGUCUUCGUCACACGAAUUCCGGCCGUCAACCACCACCACCACACGCACCUCCAACGAGGAAUACGACGACGAGGAGUGCUACGUUGAGGAUCAUUCGUCGGCCCAUUCGUUUGAGCUGCACGAAUGCGAACCGCCCACAGUGAUAUGCAAGGCACCGGCCCCGCUGCCUGCGGAGCCGCCGAUGCCAUUACCUAUGCGCUCCUCGAUGCGUAACUUGGUACCGAUAACAACAAUGCCUAAACCAGCAGCAGCACUCCAAGCCACCCACACCACCACGACCGCCGCACCACCACACUAUACAAUGGAGACACGUUUAUGUAGCAGCGGUGUACAGACUGAUUUAACGGCUUCAUCUUUUGCGCAAAGUUUUAGCCUUAGUUCAUCCACAUCCUCAUCGUCGUCGUCGACGGAACAACGUAAACGUAAACAGCCAAUAUUCAAGUGUUGUUAUACGCCACUGGAUCGGUGGCGGGAAAAACGGCAACAGCAACAACAAAUCGAAUUAAAGAAACGCACAAAAACUGUUGGUGUUGUCGGUGAGCAGCAGCAGCAACAGUUGACUACUACACAUCACACCAUUACUAGCAGCAGCCAGCAGGGUAGCUCCACAACAACAACAACUGCAACACGUUCAUGUUUGAAAAACAGCAAAGUCAGUAUUGUGACAUUAAGCGGUGCUGGCACUUUGGCUGCUGUUUCCGGUUCCUCUGGCCUACACAAUACAACCAACACCACCACCACAACUACAUUAUCAUCCUCGGCCGCCGCCAUUGUUGUCCAUUCACAGCAUCAUUCUUUACCAACAAAAAAUGCACCUUAUGCAGUUUGA
Musca vetustissima is the source of this 2829-nucleotide messenger RNA. RefSeq lists its product as uncharacterized. The transcript is spliced from 3 exons. NCBI's taxonomy places the organism in Eukaryota, Metazoa, Arthropoda, Insecta, Diptera, Muscidae. The record is from RefSeq and is a predicted model, not a curated record. Bases 1 to 2829 code for a protein of 942 amino acids.